AUGGAGAAGAAAUUCACUUGGGUUUUCAAAAAGUACUCUUCUUGGCAAGAUGAGAAAUGCUACUCUCGCGCAUUCGCUGUCGCCGGCUGCAAUUGGCACAUUCUUGCUCGUCGGGAGGGAGAUAAGAACGAUGGCCACUUGUUCCUGUACCUGGAACUUGUGGAUCCUAAAUCUUUGCCACAAGGAUGGAAACGAGACGUGAAAUUUAGCCUCACUCUGGUGACUAAGGCUUGGGGCAAAUCCUGCAUAUCAUUGGAAACGCAAUGUUGUUUCGAUGCAAAAAAUGCGGGUUGGGGUUUUAAAAAUGCCGUGUCCCUUACCAAACUUCAAGCAAAGGGUGAAGGAUUUCUGGUGAAUGACAAAUUCAUUGUCGUCGCUCAAGUACACGUUCUUCCAGCGGAAACGGUGAAGAUUAUUGAACCUGAUGGUGCCUCUGUUCAAGCUGAGAAUGCAUCUAAAGAGAAGUUAGAUGAACAUGAAGACGAUGAUGAUGAUACAUCAUCUAAAGAGGCUUCGGAUGAUGGCCAUGAAACUUCUGACGAGGGUGCAGUUGAUGAUGGUGCUGACACUAGUCUAUCGAACCAAUCAAAUGCCUUGGUUCAAGACAAUGUGGCAGCUGAGACUGAGGUUUCCAACGCGGAUAAUGAGGAUGCGCCUAAAGAAGAUGUUGAUGAUGAUGAGGCUUCAUCAUCUUUGCUCACGGAGAUUCAACCAGCGAAGGAAACGAUUCAUGUCAAUGGGUUUGAAGUUUACUCUUCUCAGGUAGAGUCGGUGAGGCAUAUCUUUAAAAGACACCCGGACAUAGCAUUAGGCUUCCGUCCAAAGAACCAACAGAUCAGAAGAGCUUACAUGAAUGAACUCCUUAGCCUCAUUGAGACGCUGUGCCAGUCACCAGAGAAGCUCUCUGAGGAUGAUCUGAGAAAUGCUGAAGACACACUGACUGAUCUGAUUGAUGUCGGCUUUAACCUGGAUUGGCUGAAGACAAGGUUGAAUGAGGUCUCUGAAAAGAAGAAGAAGGAACAGGGUAGUGUGGCUCGGAUACAAACAAUGGAGGAACAGUUGCAGAAGCUGAAGCUGAUGUUCUUGGAUCUUGAAACUCAGCUCCAGAAGGAAAAGGCUGUGGCUUUGGCCGCAAGAGCUCCUCUCUCUUUUGACGAUGUUGUUUGCUGA
This is a messenger RNA of Microthlaspi erraticum, 1170 nucleotides long. The record is from the annotation of a GenBank genome assembly. Lineage: Eukaryota; Viridiplantae; Streptophyta; Magnoliopsida; Brassicales; Brassicaceae.